Molecule: messenger RNA, 1817 nt
Organism: Agrilus planipennis (emerald ash borer)
Lineage: Eukaryota; Metazoa; Arthropoda; Insecta; Coleoptera; Buprestidae
Product: adenylate cyclase type 8-like
Exons: 12
Biological process (GO): intracellular signal transduction; adenylate cyclase-activating G protein-coupled receptor signaling pathway; cAMP biosynthetic process
Molecular function (GO): adenylate cyclase activity
Source: RefSeq, a predicted model, not a curated record
GCUGGCGCAGCAGUUGGUGUAUGUACCUAAAGACCCGAGGAAAGAUAUUAGCAAUGCUUCACCAAACAACAUCAACAAGUGACGAUGCUAUGAGGUCGGCCAAGGACCAUAGCGAAAUUAUAGAUCUUUCUAAGGAAGACACAUUUUACUUCUAUGAACCAGAAAUUCCAGAGGAUAUGACUACUAUGUUCAAAAAAAGCCGAAUGUAUAGAGGAAUUUACUGGCCGUGCUUUACCAACAGUUUUCACUGUAAACAUUUAGAAAUGGCUUAUUUAAGGUAUUCCCAUCGCCAAAGACAGAAGUCACUCAUCAUUGUCAACAUAGUCGACUUGCUUUUAAAGGUAGCAUUAAUUGCUGUAUGGAUAUCAGAACGCGCUAAGUAUAACACAAUUCCCUUCACCGAGUGGACGCAUACAGAUUCAAUUAUUUGGUCAAUGUGUUCGAUGUCCGCAAAUAUUGCUGUUUGUUUAUUAGGUUGGUGGAAAUGCUUUGCCAACAAUUAUCUUCAUUGGGCUGCGGUUGGAACAUGGCUUUUACUAAAUAUACAAGGAUUUAUCGGCAAAGGCUUGGGAUUUACGAAUAAGGAGAAUUUGGUGUGGUAUACCCUUUUUAUAAUCUUCGUACCAUACGCCAUUCUACCUCUUCCUUUACGAUGGUGUUUGGCAGCAUGUUCAAUUUCUUCUGUGCUACGUCUACUUAUUUCAUCAAUUUAUGUGUCCCUCUCUAAUAAUUCGGAAUAUGCAGACCUAAAUUGUAAUAUAAGGAAAGGAGUAGCUAAUGGAGUUCUCUACGUAGCAGUAAACUUCGCUGGAAUGUAUACAAAAUAUUUAACUGAUCGUAGUCAAAGAAAGGCAUUUCUUGAAACACACCGCUCAAUGAAAACGCGAUAUCAAACCCAAUAUGAAAAUGAAAAACAAGAGAAACUUCUUUUGUCAGUUCUGCCUAACUUUGUGGCGAGAGAAAUGAUUCGUGACAUUGCAAAGGAGGAAGAAAGAAGAGGUACUUUCGAACCGCAUCAAUUUCAUAAGAUAUACAUUCACAGAUACGAAAAUGUUAGCAUUUUGUUUGCCGAUAUAAGGGGAUUUACAGAAUUAGCCAGCAAAUGUUCAGCCCAAGAAUUGGUUAAGAUUUUAAAUGAGUUAUUUGCACGUUUUGACAAAUUAGCUUCUGAAAACAGUUGCUUGCGAAUUAAAUUACUUGGUGACUGUUACUAUUGUGUAUCUGGACUUCCUAUACCCCGUUCUGAUCACGCUCAUUGCUGCGUGGAAAUGGGUCUUCAUAUGAUAAAAGCUAUACGAGACGCACGACACAAAACAAAGGUCGAAGAUUUAAACAUGAGGAUUGGAAUACAUUCUGGAUCAGUUUUAUGUGGUGUCUUGGGAUUAAGGAAGUGGCAGUUCGAUAUAUGGUCUUACGAUGUUAGAGUUGCAAACCAUAUGGAAGCAGCUGGAAAGCCAGGGUAUAUUCAUAUUUCGGAGGCCACGUUGAAAUGUUUGAAUGGUGUAUAUGAGGUGGAAGCUAGAGAUGAUCAAGAUAGAGAUGAUUAUCUGAAAGAGCAAAACAUCAAAACAUUCCUUAUUAAGCACGUGGAACCGUUAAAACAUAAGAGAAGGUGCCCUUCCAGACCCAGCAUAUUUUCCAAUAAAAUUUGGUCAGAUGAUGAAGUAUCCCCACGUAGUCAACCACCCUCAGAAAAUUUAACUACUGUUUCUCGAUCUUCCUCACCUGUAGCCCAUAGUGACAGCGGAAUACAUCAAAGUACAAUUGAAGAAGAAGGAACUCCCACGGAAUGGACUCCCGAAAUACCUUUCGAGAAU